CACCACUAGGAAGCACCCUAUCGGAGAUGAAUGAUCAGUGUUUGGAUGAAGUGUGAUAUUAUUAUAGUUAUGGAUGUUUUUCACUGUGUUUUUUAAAUAAAUGAUCUAGUGAGGCACGAAAUUUUUCAGAAACACGAUGGCAGUGCAAUUGUUUAAUAAAACUUCAAGGUUAACACAAGCUGUUGAACUUGUAAAUGGAUUGGAUGACUCCAAGUUUCCCCUCCUGUUGUCACGUAUACUUCAGAAGAUCCAUUUGAAGGAUGAAGAAACUUUCACACCUGAAGAGGAAUCAAAACUCCAAGUUUCAUUGUCUCUAGAUAAGCUGGAAUUAAAGUUUGUCCUUGAAUGUCUAUCAUUCAUAUUAGAACAGGCUGCUUACCACUUGGCAAAGCCAAAUGUCCUAUCUCAACAGCUAAAGCAACUCAAGAUGAAUGAAAAAAAAGUAUCAGCAGUUGUUGAUGCUUGGACAAAUAAUGCAAAAGAAGUAACAAAAAAACUACGAGAAAGAACUCUUGCACCAAAAGAGUUAUCGAGUGUGUCCUGGGAAUUGCAUAUGGAAUUAGCUCAGUCCAAUUUAAUAAAACAAAAGAGACUUUUGGGCUUGAUUGAGUUGGGACUAACUCCCGAAACUGAAGACAAGAUACAAAUACAGUUUGAUCACAAACAGUUGUUCUCUUUCUAUAAACAGCUGGAAACUAUCCAGUCCCAAUUAGAUUCCCUUCACUGAAAAUCUUGGUUGAACCGGAUUUCUGUCUUCUUUAGUGCUUGUAUGUACUGUUUAUUUGACAGUCAGGUUAUUUAUAAAAUAAUUACAACAGAUGUUUAAAGAAUCGUGAAAUUCUGCAGUGCAAAUAAUGUAUACAUUUUAAGUCUGUAAUACUGAAUAUAGAUAUCACCUAAACAUCAUUAUUAUAUUGUCUCCUGGCCCAUGGCUUAUGUACGAAGGUACUUCCUUCUAAUAAGGUGAAUAGGGUCUAGUAGUUUUAUAAUUAUGUAAAUCUGAUCAUUUAAAAAUCUUGACCAUUUAAUGGCACAAAAAAUGGUGAGUUAGUGCCAUUUAAUUUUGUUUAAUUUCCUCUUGAUUUGAGACAUUUAUGAAGGAUUUCUAAUGAACAUUAGACAUGUUUGUUGUCAUCUGUAUGUCUUAACUUGACAUUUUUUUAUAAUUAUUGAACAACUUUGUAUAAGAUGUACAUAUUGUCUUCUUCUGUAAUAUAAACAAUUGGAAAUGCUUAUAUUUUAGUGAGGCCUAAUUGAGAGGUUGAACAGGAUGUUAAGGUUUUAUGUAUUGUACAACAAAAAUUAUUUCAACAAAUGUCUACAGAUAAAAGAUAAUAAUACAAAAA
Limulus polyphemus (Atlantic horseshoe crab) is the source of this 1346-nucleotide messenger RNA. RefSeq names its product COMM domain-containing protein 10-like. The transcript has 7 exons. The record is from RefSeq and is a predicted model, not a curated record. The coding region runs from base 137 to 727 and encodes 196 amino acids. NCBI's taxonomy places the organism in Eukaryota, Metazoa, Arthropoda, Merostomata, Xiphosura, Limulidae.